Molecule: messenger RNA, 1839 nt
Organism: Gloeophyllum trabeum ATCC 11539
Lineage: Eukaryota; Fungi; Basidiomycota; Agaricomycetes; Gloeophyllales; Gloeophyllaceae
Exons: 2
Coding region: 1-1839 (612 amino acids)
Source: RefSeq, a predicted model, not a curated record
AUGGAUAUUCUUUUGCAGGCGGCGGAGCUAAUAGCGAGAAAUGAAGCGGAGGAGGGUGAAUUCCAGGAUGCGCCAGGUGGAUUGCCAACGCCGUCAACGCGCCGAGGGUCUCGCAACAAUGCUGUGGACCCACAUCCACAGCCGGAACGGUCCAUAACCCCGGGGUUCUUAUACGCACAAGCUCAUCAUAGUCUCGGUGAACCCAUGCCCUCCAUUCCACCCUGGAUGACUGGCGGGCGCUGGACAGUGUUCCAUCCCGAAGUCCAGCAGUGGUUGAACGUAUGCCGAGAGGUCCCACUUAUUAAAGGCAAUGAGUCCAUUGAGAGAAUGGAGGAGGAUUUGAAGCAACUUCCGCCGCCUCCUCAAGACCAGCGUUUAUUCGCGUUAGCGGCACUAGAAGUUCUGCGCACCCCGCGUUGGUUGGCUCACUGGAAAGUGUGGCAUAUCUCUGUGAGGUCUACUACGCUGGAGUGCGUGCUCAGGGAGCUCACACUUGACCGCAUUCUCAAUCCGACCUCUGGGAUCGAAGUGAAUGACAUUUCCAGCCUCGUCAAUCACCAAAUAUCCCGAUCUCAGGGACUAGCACCUGUGUCGUGGUAUAUGGAGUCCACAGAUGUACGCAAGACGUCCACAAAGAAACGCGGCGCUGUUGCUGAAGAGGAAACGGAGAGUAAAUCAGUGGCUCCUCCGAAAAAGAGGCAAAAGGAGUUACAGGCUCCCAAAAGAAGAUCCAGCCGUCUAGCAAAGGGCGCGAGCAUCGCAGAAGAGCAGCCGGCGCUCUCGAAUCCACCAACUGAUGGCGACGAAGAAGAACCAAUCGCAGCCAUAUCGGUCGCUGACGCCCCCGUUGGUCCUGACGCUUUUGGUACAUCAGGACCCACUAAGGAGAACGUCCCUCCCUCUUCUCAAAGCGCAGACCAGGCACCCCGUCAGGAAGAGGAUGCACAGCCCUCGUCACCUCCCGUCUCCCAGCACAAAUCUGACCCCAAGGUUCAACAUUCCAGGCCCGUAAAGCCACUGUCUACACUUGGGGGGAGGACCGUACGCUUGGUUCCACCCGUAGGGGAAUCUGCACCCUCUGCCAAAAAGGUGGCAGAUUCCUCAUCCGAGAUCGCUCUCGCUCGUAAGGCGUCUGAGACCGGUGAAAGUGCCGCGGUAGAGAAGGGAGUACAGGACCAGCCCGCUAGCAAGCCCAAAGAAGUGAAAAAGGGACGGAAGAAAGAGGUCCCAGGUCCUCCUCCCACAGUCACGGAUAAAGCGGAGGAGGGGCAUCAAGUUGCUCUGCAGCCUGAAGUAGAGGCAGAGCCGAAUGAGAAGCUACAAAUAACGAAAGGCGGAUCUGGUACGAAGCGUAGUGGCAACAAAAAGUCAAAGGCGCCACCCGUGGAGAAAGCUUGCGCUGAGGAGGGCGGUAUAGUUCAGAAAGAUACGUCGGCGGCUGAAGAGCCCGAACCGCCAAAGCUCGCGGGGAAAGCACCAACGAAGGCAAAACGAGGGGGAAAGAAGGCCGGACCUGCUGAGAACUCUACGGCGCCUAGAAAUACUGCAGCCGGACAGGUGGCUGCGGAGCCAAGCCAGGCCUCCGAUGUAAAGCAGAACAAGCGUUCCAGGGCGGCGAGUACGAAGAAGAAGCAUGGACAAGGUGCUACUGCUCGGCGUAGAGUCAAGUCAGAUCAAAGCGAGCAGCAGACUGAAGGAGAUGCACCGGUACCGUCUUCAUCGUCCCUCGCGGUGGCGACCGAAUUGCCUUUGGAUUCAACUACAGGAGGAUCCAGACCGCGCAGAAGCAAGACUCCCUCCCAGAGGCUACUCGAUGCGCAAAAGGGCGCUAGGAAAUAA